CGCCCCGAGGGCGCGGAGCGGGGACCCCGAGAUGGCCUCUGUGGUCUUUGAGGAUGUGGCUGUGAACUUCACCCCAGAAGAGUGGGCUUUGCUGGAUCAUGGUCAGAGGAACCUCUUUAAAGAUGUGAUUCUGGAGACCUGCAGGAACCUGUCCUCCGUGGAGAAGCAGGAGUUUCACAGCAGUGGAGAUCUGACCCGAAUGCAGCAAGGGCUUUUGAGGGAAUCUGCAAAGAUCUCACCCAGGACUCAAACCUAGUCCCUAUGAGGAAUGUUGCCCAGCCUGCAGCUCCAUCACGAGCCUCAGCACUCAGGUGGGUGCAGACCUUGUAGAGAAAUCCUAUGAAGGUCAGGACACCGGGAGAGCAUCGGAGACAUACGCAAAGAGUCUGAGUAGUAAAAAAUCUCUAGAGUGCAAGAAAUGUGGAAAAGCUUUCACUUGCAUUUCUUCUUUUCAGGGUCAUGUGCAAAAUGACCGUGUACAGAGGGUCCAUGCGUGUGACGUGUGUGGGAAAACCUUCUUAUAUCACUCCUUCCUUACACGUCAUAUGAGAACUCACACUGGGGCUAGAACCUCUCAAUGUCAGGAGUGUGGGAGAGCCUUUGGGUAUAAGUCAAGCCUGCAAAAACAUGUGCGGACCCACGCUCGGGAGAAACCCUAUAAAUAUCAGCCGUGUGGGAAAGCCUUCCCUGGUCAGCACACCUUUCUUGUACCUGGGAGAAGACCUACAGGGGAUAGAUCCUGGGAAUGUAAAGAAUGUGGGACAACUUUCAAGAUACGUCUACAGUUUGAACGUCACAUGACCACACACAAUGUAGUGAAACCCUAUGAAUGUGGGGAGUGUGGCAAAGCUUUCAGGCAUCACCCAAACCUGCGAGUACAUAUGAGGACACACACUGGGGAAAGACCCUAUGAAUGUAAGGAAUGUGGGAAAUCUUUCCAGAGGUAUGGUCAUAUUAAACGUCACAUGACCACUCACAGUACAUUGAAAACCUAUGAAUGUAAGAAGUGUGGCAGAUCCUUUCGGGAUCAAUCAUACCUGCAAGUACAUAUGAGGACACACACUGGGGAAAGGCCCUUUGAAUGUCAGCAGUGUGGAAGAGCCUUCCGGAAUCACACAGACCUGCGAGUGCAUAUGAGGAGACACACUGGAGAAAGACCGUAUGGAUGUCAGCAAUGUGGGAAAACCUUCAGAUAUCAUUGGAAUCUGCGAAAUCAUGUGAAGAUACACACGGAGGAGAGACCCUAUGAAUGUCAGGAGUGUGGGAAAACAUUCAGGUAUAAGUCAUGCCUGCGAGAACAUAUGAGGACGCACACUGGGGAAAGACCGUAUGAAUGUCAGGUGUGUGGGAAAACCUUCAGGUAUCAUUGGAAUCUGCGAGAACAUGUGACAAUACACACAGGGGAGAGACCCUAUGAAUGUCAGGUGUGUGGGAAAACCUUCAGGUAUAACUCAUGCCUACGAGACCAUGUGAGGACACACACUGGCGAGCAACGCUAUAAAUGUGUGCAUUGUGGAAAAGCCUUCAGUCGUAAGUGCACCCUUGUACUACAUACUGUGAGAAAUCACGCAGGGGUGGAAACUUGGAAUGUAAGGAGUGAGGGGAAGCUUUCAGGAAACAUCGACCUCUGAACAUUACAGGACCACACAUAAGGUAGUGAAACCUAUUAAUGUCAGGAAUGUAUCAGAGCCUUCAUGUAUCACACUGAUCUAUGGAUACAUACGCAGACACACACUGGGGAAAAACCCUGUAAAUGUCAACACUGUGGGAAAGCCUUCACAUCUCCUUGAAACUUGGGAGCACAUAUGAGGACACCUGCUUGGGAGAGAUCCUAUGAGUGUCAGCAGUGUGGGAAUACCUUCAGGUGCCCGUCACUGUGGAAGUACACAUACGGACACAUGUUGGGGAGAGACCUUUUGAGUAUAUAGAGUGUGGGAAAGUUGUCAGUUAGCUGCAAAAUGUUCAAGGUCAUUUGAAAACACACAGUGCAACUAAACCCUGUGAAUGCAAGAGGUGUGGGAAGGCAUACAAGUUCUUCUCAUCUCUUCAAGUGCAUGUGAAGGAACACCCUGGGGAGAGAUCUUGACAAAUCACCGAUCCCUUCAAGAACACACCAGGCUGCACAGUGGACAGUAAGCCUUUGUAUGUAAGGACUCUGGUAAGACCUUCGAGUGUCCCAGAGACCUGCAUGUACAUGUGAUGACCCUGAGUGGGCAGAACCUUACAAAUGACUGCUCUGUGGGAAAGCCUUCAGUUGUCCCUCUUCCCUUCAAGGACACACAUAAACUUAAGCACCAUGGAAAAGCCUUCAGGUAUCCCAGGAAUCUGUGAGCACAGACACACUGUGGCAUAGCAUUUAUCCUCCUUUAAAUUCUUAUUGAAAAUGCGAGCCAGUACAAUGGAGAUGAUCCUGAAUGGACACAAUUUUGGGAAAACUUCAGGUAUAGAACUUCAUGUAUUUUGUUCAUGAAAAUUCAGGCGGGAGAGAAAUAUUUUCAUUGUUGUGAUUAUGGUUUUGAGUUUCCAGGUGCCUCUUCCUUGAUUGGGACCCUAAGUGUAUGAAUUCCUAGUUCGUGUCACUGAUAUGAACACUGAUGGUUUUAGGUGGCCUUCUUUGUCCUCUACAUCUGCGUGACCUAGAUGUUGUUACCUCAGACUUGAAGUAAUCACACGGUUAUGUACCACAUGUCUCUUUCCCAUUACAAUGUCUUUUGGACUGGAUGUGAUAAAAAGGUGUCUGUUGUUGGUGUGUACAUACAACUUUAUAUACUUCUACAAAAAAAUGUCUUGAAUUAUACAUUCCAAAAAGUUCCUGUUAAAUUAUCAUGACAUGAGAC
Molecule: messenger RNA, 2837 nt
Organism: Prionailurus viverrinus (fishing cat)
Lineage: Eukaryota; Metazoa; Chordata; Mammalia; Carnivora; Felidae
Product: putative KRAB domain-containing protein ZNF788
Exons: 4
Coding region: 32-256 (74 amino acids)
Biological process (GO): regulation of DNA-templated transcription
Source: RefSeq, a predicted model, not a curated record